CACAUUUAGACGGCGCACACGCGGCACUUCCUGGUUCUUCUGUUGAUGUUCACCGAUGUAAUUAGUUUAAAGUUAAGUGCUUUACUGGUGUUUCUCUCCUUCAUUAAGAUGCCAUUGAAUAAAACCUAGCAUGGAAUCUAUUUCCGGUUAAUUUGCGCUGUAAUCCAUCCGGUUUGUUGUGUUCCUGUUAAUUUGGCAUGCUGUCAUCAUCUCCAGAUUUGCUGAGGGCACAGCAGGUUUGAUGCCCACUGCUCCAACAUGGAGCACUCCGAUUUGAUCACACAUAAGAACGGGCGGCAGAGGAAGCUGGCGGGUGCCACCCUCCUACCGGACCAUGUUAGGGACAUGGACAGGGGAGAGACGAGCGCCUCUGAACCAGAAGUAGAAGAGGAAGCUGAGGGUCUUAUCAGAGGGUCAGACUCUGAGGACAGGAGGCACAGAGUGCGGCCUGGGAUCCGGGGGGAGUUGGCGAAUGUGUUGCUUCUUCUGUUCCUGUACGUGCUGCAAGGGAUUCCCCUGGGACUGGCUGGUAGCAUCCCUCUGAUCUUACAGAGUAAGAGUGUCAGCUACAAAGACCAGGCGUUCUUCAGCUUCGUCUUCUGGCCAUUUAGCCUCAAGCUCCUCUGGGCGCCACUGGUGGAUGCUCUCUACUUCAGCAGGUUUGGUAGAAGAAAGUCAUGGCUGGUGCCCACACAGUACCUGCUGGGUCUCUUCAUGCUGUACCUUUCUAUGACGGUCAAUUCACUGCUGCAGAGUGAGGGGGGACCGAAAGUUGUGACUCUCACUGCAGUCUUCUUUAUGCUCGCCUUCCUGGCAGCUACACAGGACAUAGCUGUGGAUGGCUGGGCCCUGACUAUGUUAUCCAGAGAGAAUGUGGGCUAUGCCUCUACAUGCAACUCUGUGGGCCAGACAGCGGGAUACUUCCUGGGGAAUGUGCUCUUUCUGGCUCUGGAGUCUGCAGACUUCUGCAACAAAUACCUCAGAACAGAGCCCAAAGACACGGGCAUCGUCACCUUGUCAGACUUCUUGUUCUUUUGGGGAAUAGUGUUCCUGGUUUCCACGACGUUGGUAGCCAUCAUUAAAAGGGAAAAUGAGCACGGCAAAGGAAAGAGGAGAGUCCAAGAAAAGACACAAGGCGUCAUGGAAACCUACAAGCUGCUGUUCUCUAUCAUCAAGAUGCCCACAGUCUUCACCUUUUGUGUCCUGCUUCUCACUGCUAAAAUGGGCUUCUCUGCAGCAGAUGCAGUGACAGGUCUGAAGCUGGUGGAGGCUGGAGUUCCCAAGGAGCAGCUGGCUUUGCUGGCAGUGCCCAUGGUGCCUUUGCAGAUCCUACUACCUGUGAUCAUCAGUAAAUACACAGCAGGGCCCAGACCUCUAGAUGUCUUCUACAGGGCCUUCCCUUUUAGGUUGCUCAUAGGACUGGAGUACGCUCUGCUGGUGUGGUGGACCCCCAGUGCAAGGGAAGAAGGAGGGUUCCCUGUUUACUACUACGGCAUAGUGUUGCUUAGCUACGCAGUGCAUCAGGUGGCGUUGUACAGCAUGUACGUGGCCUGCAUGGCCUUCCAUGCCAAAGUGAGCGACCCCCUCAUCGGCGGGACCUACAUGACUCUGCUGAACACGGUCACCAACCUUGGUGGAAACUGGCCCUCCACUGUGGCUCUGUGGAUGGUGGAUCCACUGACCUCUAAGGAGUGUCAGGGGGCUGUCGGUCAGAGCUGCGGCUCUCCAGACGAGGCAGGGCUGUGCGUUAAGGAGGGCGGCGCUUGUGUGACAACACUGGACGGCUAUUACGUGGAGUCAGUGGUGUGCGUUGUGAUUGGUUUCGCGUGGUGGGUGUGGUUAGGGAAGAAGAUGAGGCGGCUGCAGGAACAGAGCCCUGCUGCAUGGAGGUGCAGAGCUAAUUAGUGAUGAUAUCAAUACUACAGACUCUUUUUUUCCCCCCCCCUCCAACUCUGCAUACAACAACGACUGAAUGGUGGACAUAUUGUAACUCCACUCUCAUCUGUCUGGUUUCGUCCCUCUGGUCCAGUUCCAGCUGCUACGCUCAGAAAAUACUCUCUCACACUUUCCCACCUCUGUCACCUCGAAGUACACACAUCUGAUCUCUGGAUCGUUAGUCGUGCUAACUGUAACAGUGCCCUGAAAACUGAAGCAACCGCUCAGACCUUGUUUUGUUUUGUUUUGUUCUGAAACCAUAUUCUGCUGCUCCAAACAGCCAAACCAAACCAGAAGACAGUCAAAGAACGUGUUCAAGAAACUUUCUGGGUUUGUUUUUAACCUGCUUGAAUAUUCAGAUGGUUGAGUUUUACCAAUGUGUGAAAUGCAAGUGAAGCUGAUCUGUGCAGUUGUUUCCUUUUUGCCCCAAAUAACCUCUUUGGAAUUUAAGCUUUAGUAAACUCAGCACUUCAGAUUCUGACUUACCUUCCUGUCCAGUCACCAUUUAAUGUAUAUUAAAAGGAUACUUAAGGGAAAAGACAGUCGAACAUACAAAUGCACUGCUCCAAACUGUGUGCACUUGUGUGGCUAUGAUUUCCUUCUUGUCUCGCACAUUCAACCAAUCUGUUAAUCCAGGUGAGUUAAACCCAGUUUGAAGAAUAUCUUUCAUUGCUGAAAUCUUUUUUUUAUGAUUAUUUAAUUAUAUUAUGUUUCUCUGAAGUAUUUGUGCCUUGUUACUUGUACUUUUUUUUUUAGUCUGUAGGUCAAAGCAACCGUUGUUUUAGCUGUAGUUAAAUAAUCAAGGCAGGGAGCAUUGCAGUCAUUUGAAGAUAAACUGUUAAAUUGAUAAAGACUGAUUGUGUAAUACUGUUUUCAGUAAUAUACUGUAGUUUGGUAGACACAAAACUUGACCAUAUUCAUUAUUACUGUUUUUUUAUAUACUCCAAGUGCACAUUCCUCAUGAAUAAUUUUCACAUUGAUUUAUGCAUAAUACAUAACCAAUAUCAUCAAUCAUUAAAUGAACUGAAAUGCCUAAAAUAUUAAAUGUUUUUUUUUUUUGUUGGAGCAAUAUUUUGUUUUGCUUUCUAAACUUUCCUUAAAUCUUUAGUUUUACCCAUCACCGGACCAAUUCAAAUCUUUAUUAACAAUAUUGGACAGUGUGCAGCUUUUAACUGUUGCAACAUCUUGGUUAUCAAUUGGUCCAGUUGGUAGAUGAUUUUUGCUGAGGUAUCUUUAAGUUGCAUACACACACACACACGCAGGCCCUUGUAUAUCAGAGCUUUUUCCAGUUGUAUAGAUGCAUUGUUAUUAUGUGAAAGGGCAAUAGACUGUAUACUGUCAAUGCAUCCGUUUAUUAUAGACAAGCUGAGUAGAUCAGGGAUCCCUUGGCAGUGGGACGUCAAGUGGAAACAUACAGUUCAUUUCUCAUCCCAAAAACAAUUCAGAUCCCAGACCAGCAGCCUCGAUGAGGAACUUAACAGACAAUUGCCCCAUUUCUGUUUUGCAUAUUGUACAUAGAACUGAAUGUUACAGUAUUUUUCUCUAAAGCCAGCAUUGAGCCAACUGCUCUGUCAAAUGUAUUUGGUGAAGCACACAAUCAGGGUUCAUGUGAGGAUAAGACUCGUUUUUUAACUCAUUUUGCAUUCUUUUCUACUUUGUGAACCACAAGCUUUUUUCUUUUUUUUGCCACAGAUUACUCUGAAAUACACAGAAUUCCUCCCACACUGUGAGCAGCCUCCUAAACUUAUCAACUUCAUACCACCUGAUGUUCAUUUCUGCCAGUCUUUGUAAUAUAACACUUAAUCCUGAGAGCCUUUUUGCCAUCAACAGGGCACUACGUUUGUUGGUUUGAUUUUCUUUGACUUAUUAUAUAGACCGUGUUCAUUUCAGCGACAUAUGCUUUACCCAUAUGUUAUGCUUUAUGGAGUUACUUUAUUCUGCUAAACUGGCUUUUAGGUGGUGGUGAAUUACAGAAAUACAAAAAGUUGUUAAUGUUACCCUUUAAUUGAAAACAUUAAAUGAAAAUCACUGAUUCUUUUUUAACUUUGCACAACCUUUAUUUACAACAUCAUUUAAAGGAAAAGGACAUGACAGGGUGACACUAUAGUGAGACAUUUAAAUAUGCUAGCAGCAGUACUCUAUAAUGUUCUGAUGAUGAACUUUGACAUUCAUACAAUGCAAUGUUGUUGAGAUUUGAAACAAAUCUUAUAUGUAAUUAAAAAAAUAUGCAAUGCA
Molecule: messenger RNA, 4170 nt
Organism: Morone saxatilis (striped sea-bass)
Lineage: Eukaryota; Metazoa; Chordata; Actinopteri; Moronidae
Gene: slc33a1
Product: solute carrier family 33 member 1
Exons: 9
Coding region: 259-1905 (548 amino acids)
Cellular component (GO): membrane
Molecular function (GO): acetyl-CoA transmembrane transporter activity
Source: RefSeq, a predicted model, not a curated record